Messenger RNA from Solanum verrucosum, 390 nucleotides. RefSeq names its product dolichol-phosphate mannose synthase subunit 2. Gene Ontology annotation, molecular function: enzyme regulator activity. Bases 76 to 318 code for a protein of 80 amino acids. The record is from RefSeq and is a predicted model, not a curated record. The transcript has 3 exons. Gene Ontology annotation, biological process: GPI anchor biosynthetic process. NCBI's taxonomy places the organism in Eukaryota, Viridiplantae, Streptophyta, Magnoliopsida, Solanales, Solanaceae. Gene Ontology annotation, cellular component: dolichol-phosphate-mannose synthase complex; endoplasmic reticulum membrane.
UCUUCAUGCUCUGAAAGCAGAAAUCUUCCACACCAAGAACCGAACUUUUCAGGCGGCACAAGAAGAGGAGUCUCGAUGGAGUUGGCUGACAGAGCUGUUGGGCUCAUUUUAACAUUGACUAGUUUGUCCAUUUUUACAUAUUAUACCUUCUGGGUUAUCAUUCUGCCUCUAGUUGAUAGCGAUCAUUUCAUGCACAAGUAUUUUCUACCACAAGAAUACGCUAUUCUCAUUCCUGUAUAUGCUGCAGUGGCACUCAUCUGCUUCUUGAGCGUGUUUAUUGGAUACGUCAUGCUCAAGUCCAAGAAGAAGAAGGCAUGAUGUGGCUGCGGCAAGUCCAUUGUUUGCUCUAUCGAGUUCAUGAUAAUUGAUCAUCUUUUUGUAACAUCUUUU